ACGGCGAUGACGAGGUGCUGCGGGGCCUCGAGCUGGGCGUCAAGAAGAAGAAGAGGGGCCCGCGGAAGCAGAAGGAGAACAAGCCAGGGAAGCCCCGGAAGCGGAAAAAAACUAGUGACGAGGAUGAGUUUGAGUCGGAGCGCGAGGAGUACCGGGAGAAGUCGGAGAGCGGCGGCAGCGACUACGGCGGCGUGGCCAAGAAGAAGAGAAGGAAGCACCGCGAAAAGAAGGAGAAGAAGACGAAGCGCCGGAAAAAGAUGGACGAGGAGGGAGGCCAGAAAGUGAAGCCGGUGGAGCAGAAGUCGUCGGCGCAGCUGCUGGGCGCCUGGGGGCUGGAGGACGUCGAACACGUCUUCACGGAGGAGGACUACCACACGCUCACCAACUACAAGGCCUUCAGCCAAUUCAUGAGGCCCCUCAUCGCCAAGAAGAACCCCAAAAUCCCCAUGUCGAAGAUGAUGACCAUCCUGGGCGCCAAGUGGCGCGAGUUCAGCGCCAACAACCCCUUCAAGGGCUCGGCCGCCGCCGUGGCCGCCGCCGCCGCAGCCGCCGCCGCCGCCGUGGCCGAGCAAGUGUCGGCCGCCGUCUCGGCCGUGGCCGCCGAGCCCCAGCCCGCCCCGCUGCGCAAGGCCAAGACCAAGGAAGGGAAGGGUGAGUGUCGGUGGUUCCCACAGGGCCCGGCCCACAAGAAGCGGAGCAAGAGCCCCCGGGUGCCCGCUGAGAGGAAGAUGAAGGGGAAGAAGAUGGCGCCGCUCAAGAUCAAGCUGGGCGUCAUCGGCGGCAAGCGCAAGAAGAGCAGCUCGAGCGACGAGGCCGGCGAGGCCGAGGAGGAGUCGGACGCCGAGAGCUCCAGCGUGCACAGCGCCUCGGUGCGCUCCGACGCUUGCCGCGUCAAGAAGCUCAAGCGGGGCCGGCCCGGGCGCAAGAAGAAGAAAGCACCCUGCACUAUCCUGAACCGCGAGCGGGGCCCGGUGGUGCCCGGCGCCGCUCCGCCGCACGGCGCCGGCGGCGAGGACGAGGUGGACGGCUACGAGACGGACCACCAGGACUACUGCGAGGUUUGCCAGCAAGGCGGCGAGAUCAUCCUCUGCGACACCUGCCCCCGCGCCUACCACCUCGUCUGCCUCGACCCCGAGCUCGACCGGGCGCCCGAGGGCCGCUGGAGCUGCCCCCACUGCGAGAAGGAGGGGGUGCAGUGGGAGGCCAAGGAGGAGGAGGAGGAGUACGAGGAAGAGCUGGAGGAGGAGGGCGAGAAGGAGGAGGAGGACGACCACAUGGAGUACUGCCGGGUGUGCAAGGACGGCGGCGAGCUGUUGUGCUGCGACGCCUGUAUCUCCUCCUACCACAUCCACUGCCUGAACCCGCCGCUGCCCGAGGUCCCCAACGGCGAGUGGCUCUGUCCCCGCUGCACGUGUCCCGUGCUGAAGGGCCGCGUCCAGAAGAUCCUGUACUGGCGCUGGGGGGAGCCGCCGCCGCCCGUGACCGUGGCCACCCCCGACGCCCCCCCCGAGGAGCACCCGAAGGUGCUGCAGGGCCGCUCUGAGCGCGAGUUCUUCGUCAAGUGGGUCGGGCUCUCCUACUGGCACUGCUCCUGGAUCAAGGAGCUGCAGCUCGAGAUCUUCCACCUGGUGAUGUACCGCAACUACCAGCGCAAGAACGACAUGGACGAGCCGCCGCCGCUCGACUACGGCUCGGGCGACGACGACGGCAAGAGCGACAAGCGCAAGAGCCAGGACCCGCUCUACGGCGGCAUGGAGGAGCGCUUCUACCGCUACGGCAUCAAGCCCGAGUGGAUGACGGUGCACCGCAUCAUCAACCACAGCGUGGACCGCAAGGGGCAGUACCACUACCUGGUGAAGUGGCGGGACCUGCCCUACGACCAGGCCACGUGGGAGGAGGACGAGAUGCCCAUCCCCGACUACGACCUCCACAAACACGCCUACUGGAAGCACCGCGAGGUGUUCAUGGGCGAGGACCCGGCGCAGCCCCGGCGCUACAAGAAGAAGAAGAAGGAGACGCCGGGCGAGGGGCCCCCCGACUCGCCCACCAACGACCCGACGGUGAAGUACGAGACGCAGCCGCGGUUCAUCACGGCCACGGGCGGCACCUUGCACAUGUACCAGCUCGAGGGCCUCAACUGGCUGCGCUUCUCGUGGGCGCAGAGCACCGACACCAUCCUGGCCGACGAGAUGGGGCUGGGCAAGACCAUCCAGACCAUCGUCUUCCUCUACUCGCUCUACAAGGAGGGCCACACCAAGGGCCCGUUCCUCGUCAGCGCCCCGCUCUCCACCAUCAUUAACUGGGAGCGCGAGUUCCAGAUGUGGGCGCCCGCCUUCUACGUCGUCACCUACACGGGGGACAAGGACAGUCGCUCCAUCAUCCGCGAGAACGAGUUCUCCUUCGAGGACAACGCCAUGAAGGGCGGCAAGAAGGCCUUCAAGAUGAAGCGGGAAGCGCAGGUGAAGUUCCACGUGCUGCUGACGUCCUACGAGCUCAUCACCAUCGACCAGGCGGCGCUGGGCUCCAUCCGCUGGGCCUGCCUCGUGGUGGACGAGGCCCACCGCCUCAAGAACAACCAGUCCAAGUUCUUUCGGGUGCUGAACGGGUACAAGAUCGAGCACAAGCUGCUGCUCACGGGGACGCCGCUGCAGAACAACCUGGAGGAGCUCUUCCACCUGCUCAACUUCCUCACGCCCGAGCGCUUCAACAAUCUGGAGGGCUUCCUGGAGGAGUUUGCCGACAUCUCCAAGGAGGACCAGAUCAAGAAGCUCCACGACCUGCUGGGCCCCCACAUGCUGCGGCGCCUCAAGGCCGACGUCUUCAAGAACAUGCCGGCCAAGACGGAGCUCAUCGUGCGCGUGGAGCUCAGCCCCAUGCAGAAGAAGUACUACAAAUACAUCCUGACGCGCAACUUCGAGGCGCUGAACUCGCGGGGCGGCGGCAACCAGGUGUCGCUGCUCAACAUCAUGAUGGACCUGAAGAAGUGCUGCAACCACCCCUACCUCUUCCCCGUGGCCGCCAUGGAGUCCCCGAAGCUGCCGAGCGGCGCCUACGAGGGGGGGGCGCUGAUCAAGGCCUCGGGGAAGCUGCUGCUGCUGCAGAAGAUGCUGCGGAAGCUCAAGGAGCAGGGCCACCGGGUGCUCAUCUUCUCCCAGAUGACCAAGAUGCUCGACCUGCUCGAGGAUUUCCUCGACUACGAGGGCUACAAGUACGAGCGCAUCGACGGCGGCAUCACCGGCGCCCUGCGCCAGGAGGCCAUCGACCGCUUCAACGCGCCCGGCGCGCAGCAGUUCUGCUUCCUGCUGUCGACGCGGGCCGGCGGCCUCGGCAUCAACCUGGCCACGGCCGACACCGUCGUCAUCUUCGACUCCGACUGGAACCCCCACAACGACAUCCAGGCCUUCAGCCGGGCGCACCGCAUCGGCCAGGCCAACAAGGUGAUGAUCUACCGCUUCGUGACGCGGGCCUCGGUGGAGGAGCGCAUCACCCAGGUGGCCAAGCGCAAGAUGAUGCUCACGCACCUGGUGGUGCGCCCGGGCCUCGGCUCCAAGGCCGGCAGCAUGUCCAAGCAGGAGCUCGACGACAUCCUCAAGUUCGGCACCGAGGAGCUCUUCAAGGACGAGAACGAGGGGGAGAACAAGGAGGAGGACAGCAGCGUGAUCCACUACGACAACGAGGCCAUCGCCCGGCUCCUCGACCGCAACCAGGACGCCACCGACGACGCCGACGUGCAGAACAUGAACGAGUAUCUCAGCUCCUUCAAGGUGGCCCAGUACGUCGUGCGCGAGGAGGACAAGAUCGAGGAGAUCGAGCGGGAGAUCAUCAAGCAGGAGGAGAACGUCGACCCCGACUACUGGGAGAAGCUGCUGCGGCACCACUACGAGCAGCAGCAGGAGGACCUGGCGCGCAACCUGGGCAAGGGCAAGCGGGUGCGCAAGCAGGUCAACUACAACGACGCCGCCCAGGAGGACCAAGACAACCAGUCCGAGUACUCGGUGGGCUCCGAGGAGGAGGACGAGGACUUCGAUGAGCGGCCGGAGGGCCGGCGCCAGUCCAAGCGGCAGCUGCGCAACGAGAAGGACAAACCGCUGCCCCCGCUGCUGGCCCGCGUCGGCGGCAACAUCGAGGUGCUGGGGUUCAACACGCGCCAGCGCAAGGCCUUCCUGAACGCGGUGAUGCGCUGGGGGAUGCCGCCCCAGGACGCCUUCACGUCGCAGUGGCUCGUGCGCGACCUGCGCGGCAAGACCGAGAAGGAGUUCAAGGCCUACGUGUCGCUGUUCAUGCGGCACCUGUGCGAGCCGGGGGCCGACGGCUCGGAGACCUUCGCCGACGGCGUCCCCCGCGAGGGGCUCUCGCGCCAGCAGGUGCUCACCCGCAUCGGCGUCAUGUCCCUCGUCAAGAAGAAGGUGCAGGAGUUCGAGCACAUCAACGGGCGCUGGAGCCUGCCCGAGGGGCUGCGCGAGCCCGGCGGCGACUCCAAGCGCUCGUCGCGCGCCUCCUCGCCCGCCGCCAAGACGUCGCCCGCCACCCCCGAGGCCAGCGGCACCGACACCCCCGGCACCUCAAGCCCGGCGCCGGCCCCCCGAGGCGCCGCCGUCACCCGGCGUCGGCAGCGAGGCCGAAGGCCCCCGGCAAGGGCGAGGAGGAGGAGGGCGGCGCCGGCGAGCGGGAGCCCGAGGCCGAGGGGCCCCCGGCCCGCGACGAGCGCGCAGGCGCCGAGGCCGAGAAGCCGCCCGGGGGGGGAGAAGGGCGACGAGAAGCCCCCGGAGCUGGAGGAGCCCAAGGAGCGAGCGGGCAGCGACGCGCCGGAUGGGAAGCGAGAGGAGCCGCAGGCCGAGAAGGAGCCGAAGGGCGGCGGCGGCCUCCUCAAGGAGGAGACGCGAGCGGCCAACGGGCGCCGGGAGGACAAGGCCGAGAAGCCGCGGUUCAUGUUCAACAUCGCCGACGGCGGCUUCACGGAGCUGCACACGCUGUGGCAGAACGAGGAGCGCGCCGCCGUCUCCUCCGGGAAGCUCAACGAGAUCUGGCACCGGCGCCACGACUACUGGCUCCUCGCCGGCAUCGUCCUGCACGGCUACGCCCGCUGGCAGGACAUCCAGAACGACGGGCAGUUCGGCGUCAUCAACGAGCCCUUCAAGACGGAGGCCAACAAGGGCAACUUCCUCGAGAUGAAGAACAAGUUCCUGGCGCGGCGCUUCAAGCUGCUGGAGCAGGCGCUGGUGAUCGAGGAGCAGCUGCGGCGCGCCGCCUACCUGAACAUGACGCAGGACCCGAGCCACCCGGCCAUGGCGCUCAACAGCCGCUUCGCCGAGGUCGAGUGCCUGGCCGAGAGCCACCAGCACCUCUCCAAGGAGUCGCUGGCGGGCAACAAGCCGGCGAACGCCGUCCUGCACAAGGUGCUGAACCAGCUGGAGGAGCUGCUGAGCGACAUGAAGGCGGACGUGACGCGGCUGCCGGCCACCCUCUCGCGCAUCCCCCCCAUCGCCGCCCGCCUCCAGAUGUCCGAGCGCAGCAUCCUCAGCCGCCUCGCCAGCAAGGGCACCGAGAGCCACCCGCCGCCGAGCUUCCCGCCGGGGCCCUACGCCACCCCCCAGAGCUACGGGGGCACCUUCGGGACCCCCCCGGCCGGAGCGCUGCCCCCCGGCGGGGCCAACUACAGCCAGAUGCCGCCCGGCUCCUUCAUCACCG
Rhea pennata is the source of this 5688-nucleotide messenger RNA. RefSeq names its product chromodomain-helicase-DNA-binding protein 3-like. Gene Ontology annotation, cellular component: chromatin; nucleus. Gene Ontology annotation, molecular function: ATP binding; histone binding; chromatin binding. Gene Ontology annotation, biological process: negative regulation of transcription by RNA polymerase II; chromatin remodeling. NCBI's taxonomy places the organism in Eukaryota, Metazoa, Chordata, Aves, Rheiformes, Rheidae. The record is from RefSeq and is a predicted model, not a curated record.